Messenger RNA from Sphaerulina musiva SO2202, 4168 nucleotides. RefSeq names its product FAD/NAD(P)-binding domain-containing protein. The transcript is spliced from 4 exons. The record is from RefSeq and is a predicted model, not a curated record. Bases 2794 to 4113 code for a protein of 439 amino acids. NCBI's taxonomy places the organism in Eukaryota, Fungi, Ascomycota, Dothideomycetes, Mycosphaerellales, Mycosphaerellaceae. Gene Ontology annotation, biological process: secondary metabolite biosynthetic process. Gene Ontology annotation, molecular function: FAD binding; monooxygenase activity.
AGUGACAGCCACUCCAAUACUACAAUCAUGGCCGGGGACUCCGAGUUCUACCUCCCCAACCCGUCUGUGGGCGACCGGAACAGUGUUGAGGACUGGCGAAUCCGCGGAAUGACACCUCUUACACCUCCCGACCUCCUCCAACACGAGAUCCGCCAAAACGAAAAGUCGAAAACGACUGUCAUCCAAGGCCGCAACCAAGCCGUCGAUGUCAUUCGUCUCGAAGACCCCAAACGGCGCCUCUUGGUCGUAAUCGGCCCAUGCUCUAUCCACGACCCUGCCAUGGCUCUCGAAUAUUGCAACCGCCUUAUGGCGCUGAAAGAGAAGUACGAGGAGAAUUUGUUGAUUGUGAUGCGUGCAUACCUCGAAAAGCCGAGGACGACAAUAGGCUGGAAAGGCUUGAUUAACGAUCCCGACAUCGACAACUCUUUCAACAUCAACAAGGGCUUGAGAAUAGCUCGGCAGAUGUUUGUAGAUCUCACUUCCAAAGGCAUGCCUCUGGCGAGUGAGAUGCUUGACACCAUUUCUCCUCAGUACACCGCCGAUUUGCUCUCCGUCGGAGCUGUGGGCGCUCGAACGACAGAGUCCCAAGUUCAUCGCGAGUUGGCAUCAGGUCUAUCCUUCCCGAUUGGAUUCAAGAACGGGACGGAUGGAACUUUGGGCGUGGCUAUUGAUGCCAUUGGCGCGGUGAAACAUCCUCAUCACUUCCUGUCUGUGACGAAGCCGGGCAAUGUGGCUAUCGUGGGUACAGUUGGGAAUGAUGAUUGUUUCGUCAUUCUGCGUGGUGGGACGAAGGGAACAAAUUUCGAUAAGAAGAGCAUCGCAGAAUCGAAAGAGGCGCUAGUCAAGAAGGGCCUGAGACCCAGCUUGAUGGUGGACUGUUCACAUGGAAACUCGAACAAGGAUCAUAAGAAUCAGCCCAAGGUGGCACAUGAGCUGGCGGAGCAGAUCAGGGCCGGAGAGACGGCGAUUACUGGAGUUAUGAUUGAGAGUAACAUCAACGAGGGGAACCAGAAGGUUCCUGCGGAGGGCAAGAGUGGGCUGAAGUACGGUGUCUCUAUUACAGACGCAUGUAUAAAUUGGGAGGACACUGAAGGUGUUUUGAAAGAGCUGGCAGAGGCUGUGGCCGAGCGAAGAGAGAAGCUUGGACCUGUGGAGAAGCCGCAGGCCAAUGGGCACGCUUAGUGCGUGGAGGUGAGUAAGAGACUGUUUGAGACAGACAUGAUUUCGACAGAGCGAGGCACCGGCAGACUUUUGGGGGAGGAUUUGCCUCCGAGAUGUCAUCAAUACACAGGUCAUACAGGAAGGAAGACAUUGAGGUCCAAAAGCAGUUGAAUUUUGCACAAAAUUCAUAUAUCUUUGGAAAGAAAGAAAAAUAAGUCGUUUUGAAGUCGAACUUCGAUUAUCAUCGUAUCUUGUAUAUCGGCUGCGUGCCCUCGCCCAUUACAAUACACGAUACGCAUCGUAAAUCACUUCACUCCCCCUCCUCGCCCCACUCCCCACCCACAACCCGGUAUUGACCUUAUCCUUAUACCGCUCAUCGCCCGUCUCCAAUUUAAUACUCAAGCGAAACACAUAAUCCGACGGUUUCGCCUCAUUCGCCAACUCCGGGUCAAACAAUUUCUCCAAAACUUCCUUGGGUCCGGUCCGCCAACCGGUCGUCGAGAUGGUGAUGUACGCGGGUUCGGCGUCGGCCGUCUUGAGGAGAUAGUUGGUGGUGACGUAUGUUUGUAAGGUGUCUGGGAGGACGAGUUGGGAGUCUUGACCUCCGGGCUCGACAGUGCCACGACCCCAACUGGCAGCCCAUUGUCCCCCCGAGAAGCUGAUCCAGUUCCUUUUGCCCCAGGGCCCUUCGCCGACGGGGAUGAUGGGGUUGAGAGCGACGGAAAUUCGGAAAUCGAGCUCCAGUUUCGGGACUGGUAAAGUCAUCUUGCUGGCCGCCGUUUCGGGCGAGAAUGCUUGUCGGAGUCGCUGUUGAUCCAUGUUUGGGUCCUUGAGGUUCUUUGAGGAUGAUGGUUACAGUAUUGAAGUACGGGAAGAACGAUGAGGGUUGUUACAGUGGUGGCGCUCACUUCAAUGGGCAUCCAAUACUUCAUGCGGUGGUGUCGAGGUCGGCGAGUUCCAAUUUUUGGUGGGUAUUGGAGACGUCACUACGCAUCGCACGUGAGAGCGGUCUCCAGUUCUACCACCUAGCAAUGUGGUGAUCACGGGGGAGUGUGCCAUUACUGAUCAAUGAUCACCCCUCCAGGGCUGGAACUAGUUCUACGACAGCCGCCACGCUGGCUGGGCUGGGCUGGCUGGCUGGCUGGCUGGCAAUCUUGAGCCAGGGCGGAAGACGUGGAGAAAUAUACAAUAAAACCAUGUCCACGAGGACAACUCACGGAGUCACGGCUAUUGUAGUUCUCGUCAACUCGCCCUCGGGAUACAGCUCGGCCGACGUGGACCUUUUGCAGCGCCGCACCAGCGUACGAGAACGGAGCUUGGGAGGUCCAUCAUGGGAGCUCGAGCAGUCGAGACCACGUCGGCAGUGUGCGGCAGCAGCCCAAUUCUAAUUCCAUAGACCGGGACGCCUCACGCUGCUGUGAGUGAGUACCUGUAUUGCUGUGAUUGCACCGCAGAUGCACUACCUCCUACUACGCGGUACUCUCGGAUCAGGAAGUCGGUUCAGAAGGCUGCUAACCACCGUGACGUAUACAUGGUUUAUAUAGAUGGUAUACCUCCCCUCACUCUCGUCGUUGUAAGGUCGAACAGCACUACCUACUCACUUCGACACACAUACCAUAGCAUAUACACACCAUGGCCUCACGAAAGACCAGUUGUCCCCUCGAUAUCAAGAUUGUCGGUGCCGGCAUGAGCGGCCUGGCAACCGCAGUGUCUUGUGCCCUGGCAGGUCAUAAAGUACUGGUGCUCGAGGGAGCCCGCGAGCUGGCAGAAAUUGGCGCAGGUUUCCAGAUUACACCCAACGGAGCGAAAGUGUUCAAGCAAAUCGGCAUUCUCGAUGCAUUAGAGCCCAAAGCUGCAGAACCGACCUUCUUGCAAGUCCGAAGAUGGUCCGAUGGGAAAAUCUUGUCCAGGACAGACAACUUCGACAAAGAAAUGAGAAGGAAGUACGAUGCUCCAUUUUGGGACUUGCAUCGUGUAGAUGUGCAGCGUGCUCUCGCUGAUCGUGCUCGAGAGCUGGGCGUGGAAGUCCGGCUCGGAUCUCGCGUGGAAGAUAUUGAUUUCGAUGCUGCCAAAGUCACAUUGAAAGAUGGCGAAGUGCUGCAGGCGGACCUGCUGGUCGGUGCUGAUGGGCUAUGGUCGCGGUGCAGGCAGAAGUUCCUUGCCGCACAAGGCAAGACGGAGGACGCGCCUCUGCCGACGGGCGAUCUGGCAUACCGAAUCGUUCUCGAUAUCAACACUGUUCAGGAUCAAGAAAUCAAAGACAUCGUCUCGCGGCCAAGUGCGCAAUUCUGGAUCGGACCGGAAGCACAUGUCGUCGCAUACUCGAUCCGCGGCGGCACCAUGUCGAACAUCGUCCUCCUCGUCCCCGACGAUCUCCCCGAAGGAGUUUCGCGAUCCGAGGGCUCCAUCGAAGAAAUGCGAGCGAUUUUCAAAAACUGGGAUCCCAUCCUCAACCGCUUUCUCGACCAUGUCACCGCAAUCGACAAGUGGAAACUCAUGCACCGCCCCGAACUCGACAGCUGGAUCAGCCCCAAAUCGAACUUUGUCUUCGUCGGUGACGCAUGUCACCCUAUGCUCCCCUACCUCGCACAAGGCGCGAAUUCCAGCAUCGAAGACGGCGCCGUACUGGGCAACAUCUUAGCGGCAAUCGAAUCCAAAGAUCAAUUGCCGGCGGCAUUGAAACUGUACGAGCAGCUCCGAAAGAAGCGAGGCGAGGCGAUUGUCCGAGAGACGUUUGCGCAAAGACAUGAUUUUCACAUGGUCGACGGUCCGGAGCAAGAGAAGAGAGAUGAAUUGAUGUUGUCGAAACUCGGCAAAGAAAUUGAUGUCAAAUUCCCCAGUCGAUGGCAGUGUCCUCAGGUGCAGCCGUGGUUGUACGGGUACGAUGCCAAGGAGGAGACGGAUGCUGCUUUGCGGGAGAAGCCAUUGAGUAGUGUCGCUCUGAGCGCUUGAUUCAGGUUUAGAGCUCCCUACCUACCUACCUGGUAAAUUUGAGGAAUUGUCGCGC